Messenger RNA from Zootermopsis nevadensis, 1861 nucleotides. RefSeq names its product UDP-glycosyltransferase UGT5. The record is from RefSeq and is a predicted model, not a curated record. Lineage: Eukaryota; Metazoa; Arthropoda; Insecta; Blattodea; Termopsidae. Gene Ontology annotation, molecular function: UDP-glycosyltransferase activity.
AGUAGACCACUGCACAACAACGGACUGCAAAAAAAUACCUAAAUUAUCUAAUUCUGAAAUUACGUAAUCGUUAAGGCACUGCAAGUCAUGCUGACACCCUACAUUUGCCGGGCAGUCCGCUGACAGACGACAAAGGUUGAGGAGCUACAAACGUGGCAAAUGGAUCACAGAACAGUGUUGCUACUUCUGCUGGGUGCAGUGUGCUGUACUAGAUCAGCGCGAAUCUUGGGAAUCUUCCCCUCACCGUCCAUCAGUCAUCAGCUGCCAUUUCAAAACAUCAUGAAGGCCUUGGCAAGCAGAGGACAUCAAAUUACAGUCAUUAGCCCGAGUCCUCUCAAGACUCCAUUACCCAACUACACCGACGUUGACCUCUCAUUCUCGUAUGAAAUCAUCGCUUCCUUUGUGGACGUUACGGCAAUGGUCGAGGCCUCGCCAUACGAAUUUUGUGAACAGUUGAUAUACGCCUUAAACAUCAUUACGGAGCACCAGCUCAGUUCACCGCCGCUUCAAGCGUUCAUUAGGUCAAAUGAUACGAAAUAUGACUUGGUGUUUUUGGAGGCACUGAUGUACCAAAGUUAUCACGGCCUCAUACACCACGUAGGUUCUCCGCCUGUCAUAGGAAUUCUGUCCGUUGAAUUCUUAUUGACUAUGGGGGACGCAAUGGGGACGCCCACGAAUCCGGCAAUCAUUCCAGAUGUUCUGUUACCACAUGGAGAUCACAUGACGUUUCACGAGAGACUACAAAACACGCUGUUCUGGCUGUGGACGAGGUACAAAAAAUACACAGAAUGGUUACCAGCCCAAGAAGAAUUAAUGAGGAAAUUCUUUGGUCCAAACUCCCCUUCUAUUAUUGAUGCAGAAAGGAAUAUAAGUCUUCUUAUGGUCAGCUCAAACUGGAUAUUCAACUAUCCCAUCCCACUUGUGCCAUCUGUGGUGACAUUCCACAGUUUGCAUGUCAAGACUAAAACCGACCCACUCCCAGAGGACCUACAGAAAUUCCUUGAUGAAGCUGAGGAUGGCGUAAUAUACUUCAGCCUUGGCUCCAAUGUACAAAGUGAUCGCAUACCAGAAGAGAAAAGGAUAAUUUUUCUGGAGGUUUUCUCUGAGUUACCACAGAAAAUUUUAUGGAAAUGGGAGUCUGACAUUCUGCCCAGACAGCCAUCAAAUGUAAAGAUUGGGAAAUGGUUGCCUCAGCAAGAUGUUCUAGCUCACCCCAAUAUCAAGAUGUUUAUAUCACAGUGUGGGCUCCAGAGCUUCCAAGAAGCUGUGUAUUUUGGUGUGCCUAUCCUGGGAAUACCCUUCUUUGGAGAUCAGAAGUACAAUGCCAAAAAAAUAGUCACAGAAGAACUUGGAGUUCAGCUGUCACUUCAAGAUCUCACAAAAGAAACACUAUCAGCAGCUAUAAAUGCAGUUCUUAAUGAUCCUAGGUAUCAAAACAGCAUGAAGAAGAUGUCUGCUAUAUCUAAAGAUGAACCACAAAAUUCACUGGAUCGAGCAGUAUGGUGGACUGAAUAUGUAAUACGCCAUAAAGGAGCCAAACACCUGAGGUCUGCGGCACAUGAUUUGGCAUGGUAUCAGUAUUUAUUAUUAGAUAUUGUGGCAGUUUUAAUUCUUCUUCUCGCGAUCACAAUUUUUGUAUCAUACAUUUUCCUGAAGAACAUCUAUAGAUAUCUAACUAAGAAAUAUUAUGAAGUCAAAUCAAAACAUGAUUAGACUUACAAUGGCUGUACACAUUACCAAAUAAAAAUGUAACAUGUAACAACAUCUUCAUUCUAUGGUAUACCUAUUAAUAGUAUUCUUUACCUAUGACAACAUUUUGACAAAAUGUGGAAGAAUAAAUAAACAUAAGUCCAAACAUGAA